This is a messenger RNA of Geodia barretti, 987 nucleotides long. Lineage: Eukaryota; Metazoa; Porifera; Demospongiae; Tetractinellida; Geodiidae. The record is from the annotation of a GenBank genome assembly.
AUGGCAUCGAAGGUCAAGUUCGGUCUUACCCUGUCCAAUAGAGGGAUUCUUCUUGGGUUGGUCCAAGCGGAAGACAUUCUGGAGAUGGCGGAAAGCGCCGAUGCCUCCGGCGCCUUCGAGCACGUAUGGGUAGGCGACUCGAUAAUGGCCAAGCCUCGCAUGGAGUCGAUAACCACAAUGGCGGCCAUUGCCGGGCGCACCAGGAAUGUGCAAAUCGGCGUAGCCUGCAUGGCCAGCUUCCCGUCCCGCGACCCGAUAGUCCUGGCCUACCAGUGGGCGAGCCUGGACGUGAUCUCCAACGGCCGUAUGGUCCUGGCAGCGUGCAUGGGCGGCAGCAUUGACCAGCAGGAGCACCGCACCGAGUACCGGAACAUGAGGAUCAAGGCUUCCGAUCGGGCGCAUCGCAUGGAGGAAAACAUAGUCCUGUUGCGCAAGUUAUGGACAGAAGACCGGGUGAGCUACGAAGGACAGUUCUACAAAAUGGAGAACGCCUUCAUCGAGCCCAAGCCGGUGCAGGAACCGCCGCCCAUCUGGGUCACAAGCAACCCGCGCCUGUCGGUUGGGAAACCCCACAUCAUCGAAAGGUCUUUGCGGCGGGUCGCCAAGAUGGGUGACGGGUGGAUGACUACCGCCAACCCCGCGCCUGAGUUCAAGGAACUAAGAAAGCGCGUCUUGGAAUACGCCGGGGACUAUGACCGCAGCUUCGAAGACCUGCCCUGCUGCCUGUAUUACAACAUCAACAUCAACGAGGACCGGGAAGCCGCCUUCCAGGAGUCCAAAAAGUACUUGGACCAGUACUACUCCAUAAACUACAGCCGGGAGGCGGUGGAGAACUGGGUAGCCCUGGGCAGCCCCGAGCAGUGCAUCGAACAACUUCAGACUUACGUGGAUGCCGGGGCCACCGACAUAUUGCUGCGGUUCCCGUCCUGGGACCAGCAAGGGCAGUUCCGCCGGUGUGUGGAAGAGGUUCUGCCGGCCUUCUCUUAG